CGCUCUCUUAACUCCGUUUCCUCCGCUUUCUCGAAACCCCCAACCAUACUUUUUCACCCUCAAAAUCCCAACACCGAACAGAAACAAUUAAAUACGAGUGACCCAAAAACACGAUGCUGCCCACCGCCACUAUGUUAACAGCUUUUACCCACCUUUCUUAUUCCGCAACCAAAGUAACCAACAUUGAACCAUGAUAUUCCUUUCACAUUUAUCUCAGAAGGAUAAACGGCGUAUAGGCUUCUGUACGAUGGUGUUGGCUGUGGCGAAUGCUUUAUUCAGUGUGGUGAACGCCGUCGCUAAUAAACAGUCCCAUGCACUGACUGUGGUCUUUGGUGUUAGGGCUACUAUUUGCUCUCUCGCCACCGCUGUCAUUGCAUAUUGGGAACGUCUCCAAGAUCGACCUCCAGUCAGAGACCCGGAACGAGCUAGAACAUCUCAUGGCAGCCUUGAACUCAUUCCUCGCCGAAUUAUCGCUGCUGAAUCGCCCAUUCCAUCUCCUCAAGACAAGGACGGAUCUGUCUCUGUUUUCUCUACAGGCGUUGAAUCUCGUGGAGGUCUACGAAAUCGACAGUCACCUAGACAUAUCCCAUAUGAUCCAUCGGCACGCUCUAGUGGCUUGAGUGGAAGUAAUGUGAAACGUCAUCGACCAGGAAAGAUUGUCCCAGUACCUACUGCUCCCCUCAGUAUCAUGAUUGAAGUUGCUGGAAUAAUACCUGUCGCAGGAUUAGGUGACGUUCCUGAACUGGCUCUCGAGAUAGUCAAGAUGGCUGAGGAUGCUCACUCCAACAGGAAUGCCUUUCAGCGCCUGGCAAAGCAGUCGCCGGCUCUAGCGUGUCUUGUCGUGGACAUAUGUAAACAAGAACACAGACCAAAUGCAACCAUUUCUCUGUUUCUAGAAUCUCAUAUUACUAAAGUUACACUAAUGCUAAAGGAAGUUGUUGAUUUCACCAGAAUAGCAGCAUCGCGCGAUACAUCAGACCGAUUCAUUUUCAGCGAGGUCGACCGAGAAGUUAUCAAAGACUAUCUUAAACGGCUCGAAGUUCAUCGACAGCAGUUUCAAAGCUAUAUUGAACGUGAACACAACGAGACUCAAUUCCCCGAAAGCUUGCUGCGCUCCUAUGCUACAGUGGCGGCAUCAUCCCGUCCUUCGGAGAAGGUUCUGGCCCCCAAGCAUGACACGAAUCUGCACCGUCGUUUGGAGUCGUCUACUGAUAGUGUUGUUGACCCACCCGCUGGCGAUUGGCCUUACGAGGCUACGGCUACGGCCGCCGAUGUUGUUCACAGAAAUCGGCUCAACAAGUUCGCACAGGCCGCUGGUGCCAGUGUCGAAUACAUGGAUUCCUUCACGGGCCUUCAUAACGCUCCCACCUGGACCUCGAGCGUCUUCUUAAAUGGACUCCAUCACGGUACAGGUCACGCUCGUACCUUGACUGAAGCGCGGGCACAGGCUGCUCUCGUUGCCCUGGCCUUUCUCUCCCAACAGUCAGAAAGUUUCACAAUGAGGUACACGGAAAAGCGCAGAAAUUCCGGAGUCCGACCCUUGCCGGCGGUACGGCCUAAAGGAAUGUUGUAAAACGACGAAGAGACUAAGUUUUGUCCAAACGGCCGAGAAGGAGCACGACGUAUUCAAACUGAGUGGGGACGCACCCAAAAUCUAUGUUUAUUUCGCAUAUCUUGGC
This is a messenger RNA of Marasmius oreades (fairy-ring Marasmius), 1679 nucleotides long. RefSeq lists its product as uncharacterized. NCBI's taxonomy places the organism in Eukaryota, Fungi, Basidiomycota, Agaricomycetes, Agaricales, Marasmiaceae. The record is from RefSeq and is a predicted model, not a curated record. Bases 191 to 1573 code for a protein of 460 amino acids. The transcript is spliced from 6 exons.